Molecule: messenger RNA, 1098 nt
Organism: Loa loa (African eye worm)
Lineage: Eukaryota; Metazoa; Nematoda; Chromadorea; Rhabditida; Onchocercidae
Product: G protein-coupled receptor
Exons: 6
Coding region: 1-1098 (365 amino acids)
Biological process (GO): G protein-coupled receptor signaling pathway
Cellular component (GO): membrane
Molecular function (GO): G protein-coupled peptide receptor activity
Source: RefSeq, a predicted model, not a curated record
AUGUCAAACAAUGCAACAAAUAUUUGCUUAACAAAUCAACAAAUGCGAUUACAUGGGAAUGAAGUGGAGAAAUACCUGCAACGAUUCCUGUAUCCGUGUAUCGUAAUACUUGGUAUUACAGGAAAUGUACUAAAUCUUACUGUAUUGCUUAAUCGUUCAAUGCGAAGCAGGUCAAAUAUUUUUUUGGCAGCAUUAGCAAUAGCUGAUAUAAUAUUCCUAUUACUUCUUUUACCUAAUGUUUUGGCUACUUAUCCGAUAUUCACUUAUAAUUAUACAUAUCGUUACAUUUAUUUUCAUAUUAAAAUUCAUUUAUUAUCCUUAACUAAUUGGGUUUCCAGUGCUGCUAUUUGGUUAGUGGUAGCUGUAUGUGCGGAUCGUUUAAUUGGUAUUAGAAGACCAUUGCAUGCUAAAACUAAUUACAACAAACAUCGUAUACCAUUGUUAAUUGCUGUAAUUGUAACAAUUACUGGAAUUGUCAACUUUUAUCAGCAUUUUCAAUACAAAUGCUUCAUGCGGAAUUACUGUAAUCGAACACAAAUUUACUCCAGAUGUAUUCUAAUUAAUAAUGAUGGGCGUUGGUUUCGAAAUCGAACAAAUCCUUAUUCCGUAUCAUAUCGUAAUUUCAUUGAUAUUGGUGUUACAGUAAAUGCUAUUACAACAAUUAUUUUGCCCAUAAUUUUAUUAUCCUUUUUUAACUUUCUAUUACUUUGCAUAUUACGCAAUCGUCGUGAUUUAUUACUCGUUUCUACCAAUCAACAAAGUUUGCCAAAGAAGAAACGUAGCUUACAGUAUCUGAAGAUGGAGCAUCGUGUCACAUUAAUGGUUACAUUAAUUGUUACAACAUUUAUUAUCUUGAAUGGUCCAUCAGCGGUCAUACAUUUGGUCAAUUUAGCUCGUAAAAAGAAACUUAAUUAUAAUUUUACACUUCUUGGAAAUACAUUGGUAAUAAUUGAUAAAGCAUGCAAUUUUAUUGUAUUUUGCUUAACAAGCCAACAUUUUCGUGCACGCUUAUUUCAAUUAACUCAACGAAAAGUUAAUCGAUUCUCUGUAAAUUUAUUACAAAUUGGUUAUAAUAUGCGACAUGUUGGGAGUAUGUAA